This is a messenger RNA of Diuraphis noxia (Russian wheat aphid), 2388 nucleotides long. RefSeq names its product UFM1 specific ligase 1 (gene Ufl1). Gene Ontology annotation, cellular component: endoplasmic reticulum membrane. Gene Ontology annotation, molecular function: UFM1 ligase activity. The record is from RefSeq and is a predicted model, not a curated record. Lineage: Eukaryota; Metazoa; Arthropoda; Insecta; Hemiptera; Aphididae. Gene Ontology annotation, biological process: protein K69-linked ufmylation; regulation of proteasomal ubiquitin-dependent protein catabolic process; response to endoplasmic reticulum stress.
AGUUAAAUGGUUUAUCGUGGCAAUAUUAUCAAUCAACUUGUAAGAGUUAAAACUAAAAUUACUACAAGUUAGAAGUCUAGAAUUACACAAUUACAAACAUGUCUAACAUGAUUACUGAUAUUUUAACAUACUAAACCGUACACGUUGAACUUUAAUGACGCACGACUGAUCGAUAUCAUAUAUUGUAUUAUUAAUAUUUAGUAUUUCAAUAAAAACGUGAAAACUAAACUGAUUCACUAUGUCUUCGAGUGAUUGGAAUGAAGUUAAAUUGUUGGCUGCUGACUUCCAACGCAUUCAGUUGACCACUUCGUCGCAGAGACUAGGGGAAAGAAAUUGUGUGGAAAUAGUUGCAAAAUUGAUCAGUGCCAAGCUACUGGACGUAGUGUUCACAACUGAUGGUAAGGAAUAUGUAACACCAGUACAUUUGACCAAGGAAUUAAAAGAUGAAGCCUAUGUCCAAGGAGGUCGUAUAAAUAUACUAGAUGCUGCUAGAGCUCUGAAAGUUGAUCCAGAUGUUGCAUCAAACUUGUGUGAAAAAUUAGCCAAGGAUGAACCUGAUGAUUACUGCAUUGUCCAUGGUCAAUUAAUUGGAUUCACUUAUUUAGAUCAGAUAGCUGAAGACAUACUUGACAAACUAGAACAAAAUGGAUACAUAAAUUCAUUAAAAAUAUCUCAGCAAUUUGAUUUGCCUGUAGAUAUAAUUGAUUCGAUGCUUGAAAAACGCAAUAAAAAUUUGGCAUUUAAUUUACACAAAAAUAAAAAUAAUCCGUACUUAUACUAUACCGAUUCUUAUUUUAAUUCUAUUAAAAGAAUUGUUAGAGGAGCUCUUUUAGCUAUUACUCGACCAGUCUUAUGUACAGCUAUAAUCAAUCAAUGUUCUCUUGAUGAAAAAGAGUUUUUUACUGUAUUUGAGAGUCUGUUAGCAGAGAAACAAGUACCUGGGAUAUUAACUGAUCGAAUUGGAAAUGCAUGUACCUAUGUUCCAAACAUACAUACUAAAACUCUAAAUAAUUGGGUUAUGAAUUUCUAUGCCAAUAAUAACUAUUUGGAUUAUGAAGCAAUGAAUAGUGUUGGUAUAACUGAUCCCAUUUCUUAUAUUUCACGUAUGCAACUUGGAAAAGAAUUAAUUGCAUUAACCACAUGCUCUGUUGGUCCUAAGAUAUUAGAUGAUAUUUCUGCUGCUAUAGAGGAAUGUAUUUCCAGUGAAACUUGGAUUGAUAUAAUGGAUUUUGUACCAGUAGUUUUUGACAAAAAAGAUGGUGUAUUGGUAUUGGAAUAUUUGAUUGUUUCAUAUCUUUACCCAAUUUUAAAUAAGGAAGCUCUUAGGAGAUCACAAGAAAUUUAUGAUCAAGUAAUGGCGAACCGGAUGGGGGAUCGACGUAAAGUGCAUCAGGACUUUCGAGACAAAUUGUUAUUACUUUUGUCUGAUUUACAUCUAUAUAUUAAAGGCAUUCAAAAAUUUGAUAACACUGAAACUCAAGGACAGCUCACUUCAUUCUUGAUAAAAUCUAUUGGUGGAGAGAUUGUAGAAAUAGUUAAAUGUUAUUUAGCACAAAAUAAAGAACAAAACUCAGAGUCAAAAUCUAAUCAAUAUGAUAAAAAAGUUGAAGAUGCCAUUGAAAAACUUCAAAAAUCAUUGACAUCUAAACUGAUUGAUGAUUUCCAUGUAGCUGUUGAUGAGUUGUUGUCUUCUGUAGAUAUUGUACAAAAAAAAUAUGAUCRUAAAAAAGAAAGAGAACACUUACAAAAUAAUCGUCAACUUCUUCUGAAAUCGUUAUCGGACAUUGAGGAUGACAGUGCACAAUUACUUUUACUUGCUACACAAAUACUUUUCCAAUCUAUUACACAGACAAUGAUUAAAGUCUCAGGGAAGUUUGUAUCUGUCCUUUUAGGAUUUUUACAAAAACACCUAASUGAUCAAGACUUUUCUGUUCUACAAAAUUACCAUGAUCUUGUUGUACAACUCUUAAAAGCUGAAGAUCCCGAAGAAAAAAAUAAUAUCAAAUCAAAACUAGAAGAAACUACGUGCAAUGUGAAAAACCUCGUUAUCAAUUUUAAAAAGUCUUAAGACCAAUAAAUUAAGAUCUUUUAAGUUGAUUUUUAAUUUUAUUUGGACUAGCUAGAACUGAGGCCAAAAUGCACAAUUACAUUGAAAUGUAAUACGUAUUCACCAAAGGAAAGAUGUGGUACUUACAGCUCUAUAUUGUUUAUGUAUUUCACAUUCAUGAGUAUGUGACACAGCAUAAUCAUAAUCUAUACAAUUAUAUUUGGCUUAUAAUGAGCUAUUURGCUCAAUUGAGCUAUGAURACACUUAAAGUAAUAGGAAAUGUUUACUGUGACCUUUUCUGAGUUCAUGUUUGAAAUAAAUAAUAUACAUAAUCUAUUAA